GAAACUGGAGAUGACGACGACUACUCAGCCAGCGCUACCGCCAUCUUGGAGAAAGGCCGUGGGGACAGCUGGAGGCGACGGAGCAGCAAGAGGAGGAGAAGCUCCUCACCCUUGUCCGUCUCCCUCAGGAGGAGGUCAUCGGUCUUCACCACCGGAUCUGGCGAAAUAUCGAUUGAAGAUGACGAACAAGAACAGAUUUUCCAAAACAUGCGGAUCCACAAGGAAGUCGUUGCGCAUAUCAAGUACCAACCAUGGCCUAUACAGAAAAAACUGCGGUUGGUUCAGGCAGCUAAGUCUUAUAUCAAACAGCACGAGGGGCAAAUUCAAGAAAGGCUGGCGCAGAGGAGGAGUGCCAGGGACAUUCUUGCGCGCAUCAACAUUCUAUUGAUACACAAUUGGAAUUAUGUUAAAAGAGAGUUCAUCAAUCUGGCGAACAACAUGAUUCCCUGGGAGCCUAGAAUCAAGCGGAUAGAGUCCCAUUUCGGGACAGUUGUCGCAUCUUACUUCACAUUUUUGAGAUGGAUGGCGGUUAAUUCCAAACAAAGCAAACUAUCGGAAAAAGAUGAUGAUUGCAUAUUUACAUGGAAGAUGUUUACAAGCUGGGAUUUCAUGAUUGGUAAUCCGGAAACGGCUCAUAAUAGGACUUCAUCGAUCAUUUUAGGUUUCAAGGAAGCACUUUUAGAAGAAGCUGAGAAGACACGCGAGGAAGGAAGAAACUGGAAACUGUUCUCUAUAAGGAUAUUCUCACAUUUCAAUGUAAUAUGGCUGUUGGCAUCUUCAGUGUACGCAGUCAUAAAAGUGGUUGGCCGCUCUGAUGAAAGCAGCUUAAAAGAAGCCAAAAGCUGGUGGCAACAAAAUGAAGUGACUGUAGUGAUCACCCUCAUCGGGACUGUUUAUCCAAUCGUUUUCGACGGUAUUAGUUAUCUUGAAAAGUACCAUCCCAGAAAGGCACUAAGGCUACAACUUGCGAGAAUUAUGGUUUUGAACUUGCUGAAUCUAUACUCCUUUAUUUUUGCUACUUUUUCAGUGAUCCAUGGAAAAUCAACAAGAUUAAGUGAACUCAAGAAGAAUUUGACUAAAAUGAUUACCAACAUCUCGGAAUCAAGACAAAAAGUUAGUGUUGUUCCAACAAAACCCAGUUUCACAACGGAAUCACUAGUUGUGGCUGCAUUGAUUUUAACAAACGUAUCUACACAUCCUCAUUUGACUGAGAAUCCAACAACUAUUUCUUAUCCUACCGUUCUAAGUGAUAAUUAUUCGAAUUUUACAGAACAUGCUCCUAUAUUAAUUAAUGGGGAGCCAGUAUCUAACAAUGAUUUCUUUAAUGCAACUAUCCCGGAAUCUAACAAAAGUUCUAGUUCAUUUUUUAACGAAGAAUAUGAAGAUGAAUUAAAUAGAGAUAAAAUUGGAGUAACACUAUACGAAGAUAACAACACGUUAUCAGACGCGUUAACACCAAGCGUUAGUGAAAACUGUUUAUAUGACUGUGUGACAAACGCGAGUGGAACUGAAGAUUACUCAACAACCGUAGCAAUUGACUUGACGCAAGAAAGGAGUACUACACCAUUAAGCACAACUUCGAUUCCAAUCAAAGCAUUGACCAACGAAAAAAACAUUGCAACUCAAAAAACAACAAAAUCGAUCUCAUACAAUGUUACAACUAGUGCAAAGCCAGGAGGAAAAUAUGAUUUAUCCCAAAAACGAACUACCCUUACUUAUAAUGGGACAACGCAGAUAGAUUCCUCUGAAAAAGAUUUAUCAUUUUACAUAAAAUAUCUAGACAGAAAAAGUAAAAAAGAACUUCACAAUCUUUGUUGGGAAACGAUGUUUGGGCAAGAAUUAGUCAAACUGACAGUCAUGGACUUGCUCAUGACAGUCCUCGGUAUAAUAAUGGGAGACUUUUUUAGAGCAUUAUUUGUUCGAUUUAUGAACAAAUCUUGGUGUUGGGAUUUAGAAAAAAAAUUUCCACAAUACGCAGAUUUCAAGAUGGCGGAAAACAUCCUUCAUCUGGUGAACAACCAAGGUAUGGUGUGGAUGGGAAUGUUCUUCUCUCCUGGGUUACCACUGAUAAAUCUUAUCAAACUCGUAGUGAUGAUGUAUAUGAGAUCUUGGGCUGUACUUACAUGCAACAUACCACAUGAAGUCGUGUUCAGAGCAUCGAGAUCAAACAAUUUUUACUUCGCUCUCCUCCUCAUCAUGCUCUUCUUGUGCGUUCUUCCGGUCGGCUACGCCCUGGUUUGGAUAGAACCAUCCUGGCAUUGCGGACCUUUUUCCAACUACAAUAAGAUCUACCACCUUUUCACGUCCAGCCUAAAGCAGCUGAUACCAGGGGAGACUUUCCACAGGGUCUUGGACUACAUCGCUUCCCCAGCCAUUGUCAUUCCUUUGCUGAUGCUUCUCAUUCUGAUUAUUUAUUACCUGCUGUCUUUGACAAAUGCUUUACGUGAAACCAACGAUGAUCUGAAGGCAUGAAUAAUAUUAAAGAAGAACAAUAUUCAUGAAGAAAUAUCAACGAAAAAGGGCAUUACACCAGAUAGAAAAAAUGAUGACAUUUCAGAAAAAAAAUUUAACAGGGAGGACUCCAUAACAUCAAAAAAGUCCUUCGAAAAUGUGCCAGAAAUUAAAAUUAUUAAAACUGAUGCUGUGGAAGAAAAUAUAGAUGGUGAAUUAGACAAAAACUCAAUGAAACCAAUAACGAAAAAUAAAGAAACAACUGUAAAAAUCCACGAAACAAAUUAA
Nezara viridula (southern green stink bug) is the source of this 2739-nucleotide messenger RNA. The record is from the annotation of a GenBank genome assembly. Lineage: Eukaryota; Metazoa; Arthropoda; Insecta; Hemiptera; Pentatomidae.